Molecule: messenger RNA, 819 nt
Organism: Cydia fagiglandana
Lineage: Eukaryota; Metazoa; Arthropoda; Insecta; Lepidoptera; Tortricidae
Product: chymotrypsin-1-like
Exons: 3
Coding region: 69-791 (240 amino acids)
Biological process (GO): proteolysis
Molecular function (GO): serine-type endopeptidase activity
Source: RefSeq, a predicted model, not a curated record
UUAUCGUAAUGAACUAAUACUUUGUUCAGAUCAUUGACUGCGAGUGGAUUACAGUAAUCGGCCAUGCAAUGGCUGCAACGCAAUCAAAUAUGUCAGGCAACAUAGUCUUAGGAGCACAUUCCAAGAUCACCCAAUUUCCGCAUUCGGCAUUCCUAUCUAUACACAUUUAUACAUGCGGCGCGUCCAUAUUGAAUCAAGCACUUCUACUGACUGCGGCGCAUUGCGUCUAUGAUAAUAAGGACCCAGAAAAAUAUACUGCGUUCGUGGGACACAAUAUAAGACAAAAAGGUAGUCAAUACGCAGUUUUAAAAUUAACUGUCCAUGAAAAUUUCGACAGCAAGCUCAUUACGAACGACAUAGCUUUAUUGAGGUUGAAUAAAAAUCUAAAAUUUGGAAGGAACGUCGCUAGAGUAAUUUUAUUGCCGGAUCCGCCUUACGAUGAGGAGGCGUUUGUUGCUGGUUGGGGUGUAACAGAGAUAGAUGGAAUGAUCAGCGAUUGCCUCAUGCAUGCCAGUCAGAAGGUCUAUAAGCGCAAUGCCUGUGUCCUUAUCGGUGUGAAAAAAGUGCCUCGAGGCACUAUCUGUGGAGAGCAUAAAGACAAAAAAGGGCACCCAGAGCAGGGUGACUCAGGUAGCGCUCUAGUAGUCCGUGGAUACAUUCAGAUCGGAAUUGUGUCUUACAAUAGACCAGACGUCUCAACAACAAACGUGGUCUACACAGACACGGGCUACUUCUACAAAUGGAUUAAAGAGAACUCGAGAAAAUUGUAUUGCAGUAAGAGAACGGGAUGAAACAUUGUAGACUUAUAGAUGGGUUAAA